CAAGCUUCAUACGCAUUAUAACGCUUGGCAGGUAAUUUGUUGAAGAACCUAAACGCGAGUUGCCAUGUUUAAGCCAUUACCGAAGCCUCACUUCUCUUUCUGAGGGACCACAAUAUUUUUGCAAGCUUCCGAUGGCGGAUGUGCAAGAGGAUUCACCAAUAGGGGGCCAAGGCCAGGCGGAAGGCGGCGCUCCGGCUGCCGACGAGGAGGCCGAGUUGGCGAAACUGCAAGCGGAGCUCUACGGUGGGGAGGGAGACGGCGGCGAUGCUAGUGAGGACCCAGGCAGCGGAGCAGCGCAGGGCGACGGCGAAGGGGGCGGGGAAGCAGCCGUCAUGACUAAGAGUCAGAUGAAGAAGAAGGCCCGGCUAGAGAGGAUGUUGGCGAAGCGGGCCGAGUCCCGGCAGCGCGAGAAGGCCGUCCGGGCCCAGCGGAGAGCGGAGGCCAACGAGCGGAAGGCGGCUGAGUGGGCGGGGAUGAGUGAGGAGCAGAAGGAGGCGGUCAGGAAGGAAAAACAGGCUCGUCUAGGGGCGCAUAAGGACGCUGAGAAGCAACUCAAGGAGCGGUUGAAACAGUCUCUGGAGACCGGACCCCGCAUCGUGAUCGACCUGGACUGGGAGAAGCGCAUGAACGAGAACGACCUGCGGCACCUGGUUCAGCAGCUCAGCUUCUCCUACGCCGCCAACAAGCAGGUGGAUAGACCCGCGCAUAUGGUGCUGACCAGCUUCAAGGGGGGAGUGGCGGCACUGGCCAACAAACUUAACCCGGGUAUGGAUAAGUGGUUUAUAACCCGUACGGAGCAGCACUACGGGGAACUCUUCAGCAGCCCCGAGGAUAAGGCCCGACUGGUUUACUUGACAGCGGAUGCGGAGGACGAGCUAGACGAGCUGGACGAGAGCAAGAUCUACAUAAUUGGUGGAUUGGUGGACCACAACAGGUACAAGGGCCUGUGCGAGGAGCAGGCACAAGCAGCGGGUAUCCCCACCGCGAGGCUGCCCAUCAACCGCUACGUGCAGCUGGCCAGUCGUGCAGUACUAACGGUCAACCACGUGUUCCAGAUCCUGGUGGAGUACUACGCGCGCCGGGACUGGCGACCCCGCCGAGAUAAGGCUUGGGCCCUAACGUACUACCUCUUGUUGCUUUUAACGCUUGGCUGGCCGCUGAUCAACCUCGUUUUGAGGCCCGAACUCAUAGCCAUCUUCUCCUCCCCGGACUACCUGGACGAUCCCGACCACUGCCCCAUAACCCUCGCCAAGGCCCCCUCCUCCCGCACCGCCUCCCUCAUCACGCGAGCUACAGCAGCAGUCCAGGAGGCCAUCGCACCAGCGGCACGUCGUCGACGAGCCAUCGCGAUAUCCUCCUCCGUCGCCCCCAGCGCCUCCGCGCUGCUAUCCCGGUCUACGGAAUCAAGUGACCCCAUCAUCACGACCACGACUACCAGCAGCACCGCCAGCGCACUAACGGCGAAUGAUGAGCUCUAUGAGGGGGAAAAUAAGGGCCCCCUACGAAAAGGACACCCUCUGGAGUCCGAGACCUUCCCCAACCACCAAGAGCUACAACAACAAAACGGACAACCGGAUAACUACCUCAACCAACCCCUCUCAACCCGCAGUUCCGCAAAGGACAUA
Volvox carteri f. nagariensis is the source of this 1625-nucleotide messenger RNA. RefSeq lists its product as uncharacterized. Gene Ontology annotation, biological process: tRNA N1-guanine methylation. The transcript has 9 exons. NCBI's taxonomy places the organism in Eukaryota, Viridiplantae, Chlorophyta, Chlorophyceae, Chlamydomonadales, Volvocaceae. Gene Ontology annotation, cellular component: nucleus. The annotation marks the transcript as partial. The record is from RefSeq and is a predicted model, not a curated record. Gene Ontology annotation, molecular function: tRNA binding.